Molecule: messenger RNA, 999 nt
Organism: Puccinia graminis f. sp. tritici CRL 75-36-700-3
Lineage: Eukaryota; Fungi; Basidiomycota; Pucciniomycetes; Pucciniales; Pucciniaceae
Exons: 1
Coding region: 1-999 (332 amino acids)
Source: RefSeq, a predicted model, not a curated record
AUGCCCCUAGUUCGCCAUUCCCCUGUUCGUCGCACUGCCAUGACGCCUGGCUCUUUGGAAGAUGCUGGCGAUGCCUCCUUCCACAACGAUACGCUGUUGGAUGACCAACAUGAGGAUCAACAUGACGAUCGUCGGGCUCCUCGGGACAACAUUGACAACAGAAAUGUUGACAAUCGCCGCCGUCACCGUGAGCAUGCUCCCCACACCCAUGACAGACCCGUCGACGACCAGCGGAUCAUGGACGACCAACGUGGCAUCAACUCCAUGGUCAACAACGCUAUUCAGGAGUUCGGUUCCGGUAACUUCUUGAUGGCUGAUGGCUCGAAUUUUCGGUCAUGGACUCGCGACAUCGAGAUGAUCGCCCUCAGCUUCCUUCAAGACAAAGAUUUUUUCAAUUCACCCUGUGCUCGCCCUCGGAUGGAGCCGGCUGGCCGCCGUAUUCUCCUGGGCGUCAUCGACAGCUCACUCAAACAUGAACUCUACUCAAAGGAUUCUAGCUAUAAAAUGAUGGAAGCUAUCAAGUCCAGAUUCAGCUCCGUCAGCAAGGCUCGAAUGCUGACCAAAUGGCGUGAACUGCUCCACAUCAAGGUCGAUAUGUCGUCCAACCCUGCCAGUGUGGCCACUCAGUACAAAGCCAUUAUCGAUGAACUUGGAGAUAUGGGAGUCUAUCUGGCUUACGAUGACCUCUUGCCACUUGUACUUCACGACUCCAUACCUCAAGGUUCCAAUCUCCGCCUUGAUGCUGAAUUCGCACUCAAUGGUCGGCAAGUGAUUUCCUUUGAGAAGACCUGGCGUAUUUUGAGCGAGGCGAUCUGCCAAGUCCGGGCUGUGGACACCCUGGAUGACUCCCGCCGGCCUCCUCAGUUCAUGGCCGCCAUUCCGGAUUCCCCGGCUUGUGACGAUCGCUCCCCCUCCGUUGUCAGUCAUCCGGACAAUGUGUACGCCCUGGCCGGUGUGGAACUGCUGAACAAUCAGAAACAGAGCUUGGAGGGGAAAUAG